Neoarthrinium moseri is the source of this 1404-nucleotide messenger RNA. RefSeq lists its product as uncharacterized. The transcript has 3 exons. Lineage: Eukaryota; Fungi; Ascomycota; Sordariomycetes; Amphisphaeriales; Apiosporaceae. Gene Ontology annotation, cellular component: RNA polymerase II transcription regulator complex. The record is from RefSeq and is a predicted model, not a curated record. Gene Ontology annotation, molecular function: transcription cis-regulatory region binding; DNA-binding transcription activator activity, RNA polymerase II-specific. The coding region runs from base 1 to 1404 and encodes 467 amino acids.
AUGGCCACCGCACCGGCGGUGGCUGCCGAGGACGACGGCGGGCUGGGCGGCAGCGGCGCCAGCAACUUUGGCUUCGAGGAGCGCCCUUCCUUUGAGGAGUUCUGGAAGCGCAGCAAGGAGACGCAUCGCGCGCGGGGCAAUGUUACGUUUCUGCCCAGCGUCGGCGUGGGCGCAGGUACCAGCAGUAGUGAAGACGCCUCUGCAGCAGCUACGCAAGAGCAGAAACAGGCAGACGACGCCGCGGCGAGAGCCAAGGCGCACCGCCGCGCCCAGGUCCGCAAGGCACAGCUGCAGCAUCGGCAGCGCAAAGCCAACUACACUAAGGAACUCGAGAUGGACAUUGCACGCCUGCGCGAACAGAUCGACCAGACCGAGACCGAGAGCCGGGCCCUCAGGACCGAGAAUGACGCUAUCAGAAAGCGUCUGUCGAGAAAGGCCGUUGCAUCGGGAGCGGUCAGCCUAUCAGCGGCAUCAUCUCCAAGAUCGGCAUCCGUGAAGACCGCUGUAGAAGUGCCGGCAGUGGGAAACUUCGAUUUUGACUUUGAUAUUGACUGGAACUUGGAUAUGACCACAAGCAUGCUGGGUGUAGUUGACGCACUACCGCCGACAAUUGACAAAGAACAGAAUAGCGUUAUGUGGGAACCGGAGUAUAUGGUCAGCAUGGAAAUGAGUGAUGUGCUACAGACACCAGCAUACAAAGUCUCGAAUGCGACGAGCCAAGCUGCUGGAGCGGAGUUACCCACCACUGGAAGUAUUUUAGGGGUCGAGUCCACCCGAACAACAGCGGCGACUGUAACAACUCAGGACGCGAUGCGGACACUGGCUGGCGGAUUGACACAAGAACAGACAGCGCUGGUCAUUAACUUCAUCCUUGCCCUCGAGCACAUCUGCUGGAGCCAUUUCGACCACUCUUGCUACACGCACGAAUCAUACGACCCAGAGGCCGCCGCAAAUGGGCACACACUGAUGGCGACCUCGAUGGCGCUGCAGCACGCACCCCCGACCGUCUUCACGCGCAUCAACGAGACCAAAGCCGCGCUCAAGAGCCACCCGCAUGCUCAGCCGCACAUGCACGGCAUCGAGUGGCGCGCCGGGGGCCUGACGCUCGACGGGCUCUACGGGCUCGCCGCGGCGCUGAACCCGCCCGACCGCGAGCUGACGCCCGUCCAGGCCUGGUUCGAGGUGGUGCGCCUCUACGGGCCCGACCUGGCCCUGGACCCGGCCGUGCUGGCGGCGCUGACGCGCGAGUUCGCCGGCGUUGUCAAGUGCCUGCACUUCGGGGCCGUCAUCGAGCGCGAGGCGUUUGAUAGCGUCGUGGCGAGGGUCGUGUGGGGGAGGCUCGAAAGCCUGGGUGCGUUGGCUCGGCCAGGGGCGCCGUUGGGCGGCCUGGGGGUCUCCGGGUAG